AUGGCCAAAUUCAUAUACCACCUCGCCGCCUUCGCGGCCGCGGCGACGCAGAUCGUACACGCGCACACCAGCCUCGACUCCCAAUACCGGAUCGACGUGCACUCCCACCCGGUCCCGCAGAUCUGGCUGGAUGCGCUGGUCGAAGAAGGGUACCCCACCGUGAAUGGCAGCUUGAUCGUGGAGGGCUUCCCGGUGCCGGACUGGACGCUGGCGGGCCACCUCCAGAACAUGGACAGCUACGGGGUCAACUACUCGACGCUGAGCGUGACCACCCCCGGUGUGUACUUCCUGGCGUCCAAGCCCCAGAAGGCCAAACGACUGGCCCAUGAGCUCAACAACCUGCUGCACAACUACACCCAAACCUAUCCGACGCGCCUGGGAGCGCUAUGCCUCCUGCCUCUGCCCAACGUCGCAGACGCAUUGGAGGAGAUCAAGUACUGCCUCGACACCCUCCACUUCGACGGCAUCGGCCUCUACACCAACUACGACGGCCUGUACCUGGGCGACGCGAGCCUCGACCCCGUGUUCGCGGCCCUGAACCAGCGCCGCGCCACCGUCUUCGUCCACCCCGCGACGCCCGGCUGCGCCGACGCCACCCUCGGCUACGGCGGUCCCCUGACGGAGUACCCGUUCGACAGCGUGCGCGCGAUGGAGAACAUGCUGCUGACCGGCCAGCGCGCGCGCUAUCCCAACGUCACGAUGAUCUACCCGCACGGCGGCGGCGCCAUGCCCUACCUGGCCGGUCGCAUCGCGGGGGUGGCCAGUCUGCCGGCGCUGGGGGCGCUGAACCCGGCGACCGUGAUCGCCCAGCUGAAGGGGUAUUACUUCGACACGGCGUCGGCUUAUUCGGCAAUCCAGCUGCAGGGGCUGAAGGCGUUUAUCGGCGUGGGCCAGAUUGUGACGGGGACGGACUUUCCGUAUGUGCCGGUCAGUCAGGCGAAACCGGGGCUGGCGGCGAUCCAGGCGAAUGGCAAUUUUACCGAGGCGGAAAUGGCGCAGAUCAAUCAUCAGAAUGCGUUGGCCAUCUUCCCUCGCAUUGCGGCUAAGCUUGGGUUGACAAAAUCGAACUGA
This is a messenger RNA of Aspergillus aculeatus ATCC 16872, 1071 nucleotides long. RefSeq names its product amidohydrolase family protein. Lineage: Eukaryota; Fungi; Ascomycota; Eurotiomycetes; Eurotiales; Aspergillaceae. The transcript has 3 exons. The record is from RefSeq and is a predicted model, not a curated record. The coding region runs from base 1 to 1071 and encodes 356 amino acids. Gene Ontology annotation, cellular component: cytoplasm. Gene Ontology annotation, molecular function: hydrolase activity; carboxy-lyase activity. Gene Ontology annotation, biological process: secondary metabolic process.